Messenger RNA from Anopheles funestus (African malaria mosquito), 2703 nucleotides. RefSeq names its product protein KRI1 homolog. The transcript is spliced from 2 exons. Bases 127 to 2703 code for a protein of 858 amino acids. The record is from RefSeq and is a predicted model, not a curated record. NCBI's taxonomy places the organism in Eukaryota, Metazoa, Arthropoda, Insecta, Diptera, Culicidae. Gene Ontology annotation, biological process: endonucleolytic cleavage in ITS1 to separate SSU-rRNA from 5.8S rRNA and LSU-rRNA from tricistronic rRNA transcript (SSU-rRNA, 5.8S rRNA, LSU-rRNA). Gene Ontology annotation, cellular component: nucleolus; 90S preribosome.
UUACGCUUGGCAACACUGGUUUCAAUGCGAUUUUGACAGCUAUGACAACAUGCUAAACAACAAAAACACGUUGCUAGCCCAUGUUGUUCGUUUCGUGUGUUGUAUUUUCGCACAAUUUUAGGUAAAAUGAGCGGUAAAAAAAUACUGUUUGAUGAGUCGGACCAAGAAACAGAGGUGAACGAGUUUCGAACCAAUAAAAGUUACGCGAAGCAUUACGAUGAGUUUCGAAAGAAAGAGAUACUCGGUCAAUUGAAAAACUUAAAGGAAGAAAUCGGGUCGUCGGAUUCCAGCGAUGAUGAGACCACCGACGAAGAGAUAGUUGAUCCAGAUUUUGACAAAGAAUUCUUUCGGACUCUUGCCUUUUUGAAACGAAAAGACAAGGGCAAAUACAGCGAAGAGCAUAAAUUUUUCGAAAAUGUGAAGCCUAUUGAGGAAGUGGCCCUAACGAAGCGCCAUCAUAAAGAUAAACCAAUGACCGUGAAGGAUUACGAGCGAAAAGUAAUGCUGGAAAAGGGAGGCAAGUUUGAGGAUGAAGAUGACGAACAUGUGCAUGUGCGAUCCGAUUCCCCAACGCUAGUGGAGGAAGAAAACAAAAUUAAGGACGAAAUCAAACAAGCGUUGAACAAACUAGGAGAUGAUGAAAGCGAUGAGGAGGAACUACAACAAGGGAAGGGUGGAGGUUUGCUAAAGCAAAGGACGAAAAGCGCCGCCGAAACCGAAAAAGAACAAUCGGACUACAUUCAAUGGUUGGCAGAUAAAAAAGCGAAGGAACCACCGAGUGAGGAAGUAAAGGUACUGGAACCAUUGAAACACUUUUGGACCAGUGAAAAGCUGUCGAAGGAGGACGCUUUUCUUAAGGAUUACAUUCUCAACAAACGGUUUGUUCUGAAUACUGGGGAAUUGCCAACAUACGAUGACAUAGUGGCUACAUCGGAAGACGAAGAGGAGCUGGAAAAGCAGGAAGAUUACGAGCGAAAGUAUAAUUUCCGUUUUGAAGAACCUGAUUCCGAUUUUAUCAAGCAGUUUCCUCGUGUGGUGGAGGAUUCUAUGCGCGUGGAGCGUAACAAGCGCAAGGAAAACCGGCAAGCAGUGAAGGAACGAAAACAAAAAGAAAAAGAGCAACAGAAGCGCGAACUCGAAGAACUCAAGGCGUUGAAGUUAAAAGAAAUUCGCGAAAAAAUUGAACGCUUGAAGGAGAUUGCGGCGACGGAAAAUUUGGCCAUGAACGAAGAAGAUUUGGAAUCGGAGUUUGACCCUGACGAGCAUGAUCGGCGCAUGAAGGAUAUGUUUAACGACGAGUACUACGGGAUUGAUGAAGGAGAUCAAAAGCCCGAAUUUCCCGACCUAGAUGAAGAGCUCGGUGUUGAAAAUUAUGACGUUGAACGUUUGGAUGAUGAUGAUGAAGAAGAUGACGCUGGCCCGCACUGUGAGGAUGAUGAUUUUGUGAUGGAUUGCGACUACGAGGAAAAGUUGAAAUCCGGCAAAAGUGCAAAACAAUCGUUUCAGGAUGAACUGAUGGAAUCCACAGGGAAGGGAAAGAAAAAAGGCCGCCGUCAGUCAAAGUUCCGCGAGGUGUUAAAGGCAGAAAAACCGCUGUUCGAUCCGGAAGAUGAGAAAACCUACGGUGAGUACAUCGAUGAGUACUACAAACUAGACUACGAAGAUAUGAUCGGCGAUGUACCGUGCCGCUUUCGGUACGUCGAAACGGUUCCCAAUGAUUUCGGUUUGACAAUAGAGGAAAUACUAACGGCAAACACGAGAGAUCUCAACAAGUGGGCGAGCGUAAAGAAGGCUGUCCAAUUCCGGCCGAAGCACGUGGAAAUGAACGAAAUAGAGAUAUACCGCCGCAAAGCUUCAAAUGACAGGAUAAAGCGAAAAAUUUUGCCUAGCCUUUUUGUCGAAGACGAAGAAGUGCAAAUGGAUGAAGAAAUUCAGGACCGUAAGGCAAAGGUUGCUCCUGGUGCGCCAAAUAUGGAGGAAAACGGAAAUGGAGUAAUACUCAAGAAAGAGAAAAUCGUCAAGAUAAAAGCGGAUCAGGAUAAUGAUGGAUCGAUCAGUAACGGCAAAGCUAGGAAAAAACAUAACGAUAAUGAUUCAAAAGGUGCUCCGUUGAAGAAAAAGAAAAUUAAAGAAGGAAAAAUAUCCUAUAAUGAAGGUGACCAGAAGUGCACGGAUAAUACAGAAUCAGCAUCUAAUGAAAUAGAUACAGUAACACGCAUUAAAACUGAACCAAAAGUAGAGAAUAGUGCUGUUUCCAAGAAAAAGAAGAACAAGCAGAAGCACAUGCAAGAAGCAAGUACUAGUAGCAGCUGGAAAGAGAUGAAAACUAAAACAAAUUCAGACAAAUUGCUAGAAAACUCAAACAAUCGCACGAAAACGCAGAAUAAUCAUAAGCAAAAGCGGAAAUGGGAACCGACCACAGAAGAAAUCCAUAAGUCCAAACAGAACGGACAAGGACAUGGAUCGAAGAAAAGACGUUUUGAGCAAAUUGGUUCUAGUAGUAACCAAAAUGGCCGAGCAAAUAGUGCUGGAGGUUCCAAGAAAGUGGAUAACGCUGCUGAUCAGCGAUUGCGAGCGUUUGGAAUAAAUCCUAACAAGUUCCACAAUAAGCAAGUUUUUAGCAAGCAAACGCAUAAUGGCGGCAAAUCAACCUAUGCCUUUUCAGGUGCGACACCGGUGAAUAAACAUGUAAAGUUUGAAUAA